UUUGGUGAGGUUAUUCAGUCCGUUUCGUUCAAAAAAUUUGGAUGCUGUGACGAGUUCAGUUUAUUUACGCAUAAUAAGAAGCUAACAAAACUUCGUUUGAAAUGCAGGCUAUCGGCGAGCAAAGGGACGAAACCUCGACACUUCGUUCGAAUGACAGUGUCAGAAUCGAAAAUAUGCGAACGGAAUUGAGAGAGGCUGCCUUGACAAAAAGAAGGGAAGAUCGCGUGUCCGCCUGGAACAAGAGUCGCACCAAUUUGGGGGAGUGUCCAGGAAUUGAAUCAUUUUCCGUCGAAUUCGUCGAUGAGAAGUUGAGGCUUCUCAAAAAGAAACGAUUGCCCCUCGUGGAUUAUAGAUAUUUGCCCAAUGCUCUUAUUCAGUCGGAAGAAAACAUAAAUGCCUUUUUAAAAGUGGAUCAAAGCUUAUCAAGCUUAGUGCGUGACUUGUCCAGUAACAAUCCAACUCUUCAAUUAUAUGCAGCCAACUGUUGUUGUAAUAUUGCUCUGGGAAAUACGAAAGCAUGCACGGCAUUGGGUAAAGCAAUUAUUUCAUAUCUGGUUAUCAAAUUAGAAAGUUUAAAUUAUGCGUUGCUGGAUGUUUGCAUUUGGACAAUUGGUAAUUUAGUUGCAGGAAGUGAUAAAGCUUUCUCUAUCUUGCAUGCGCAACAUUGCCUGAAAUAUAUAAUUUUACUGUUGCACAAUUGCGACGAUUCAAUUCUUCCUUCUGUAAUAUAUGCACUCUUACAUUAUGUAUAUGUGGGAUUUUAUAAAAUAUCAGAAAAUGAAAUGUCGGAGCUUGCACAAGCUAUCAUAAAGCGAAAUCUGUUAUAUGAAAAUCCGAAUUAUAUUUGGUUAUUAGCUUUAUUAUCUUCUUCAUCGAUGUGCUCUGGACACUUGCAUGUUAUUCUGCCACAAGUUGUUGAUUAUCUUUAUUUAACAGUUUCCAAUUCAGAUGGAAUAAUUCAAGUCAGCAAGAUUACAGCAUCCAUACGUAUAUUAGCUAACACAUUGCAUAAUUCUUGCGAAGAUAAAGUGAACGUUCUUUUGAGUAAUCCAAAAUAUUCAAAUGAAGAUUUGCAUCUUUUAUUGAAUAAAUUAUUAUCGCAUCCUUAUAUGCACAUUAGAAGAGAAACUUUGUGGUUAAUAGGGAAUUUGUAUAAUCAUAGAUUGUCUAGUAUUGGUAAAAAUGUAAGAGAUCUUAUACCUUUUCUAUCAGCACUGAAUCAAGCUUUUUCCGCAGUUGAAAAUUCUGUAUGAAUGCCAGUGUAUAUUAAAACUUAGAAUGACAUUUUUUUAAAUAAAAGGUACAAAUUUUCUUAAUGAGUCCGAAGAAGAAUAUCGAUUUCUUCCUAUGUCUUCUAUACACGGCACUUUGACGAUAUUGAAGUAUAUUUGUCCCAUCAAAUUCGCCGUUGGAUGGUUAGCAGUUUUUAAACAUUGAUAAAGCAAUUGAUCGCAAGUACAAUGUGACCUGUAAAAAGUUAAACAUUUGAGGCCUUACAGAGACAGCUAACAGCUAUAGAUAAUUUUGGAAAUUGUUAAGCAUGUGUGUGUGUGAUGAGAAAGUUUAAUAAUUAAUAUUAUAUAACGUAAUAUAUUUAAUUAAUAUUAUAUAUGUGAUUAAUUUAAAGACGCACUAAAA
Molecule: messenger RNA, 1638 nt
Organism: Monomorium pharaonis (pharaoh ant)
Lineage: Eukaryota; Metazoa; Arthropoda; Insecta; Hymenoptera; Formicidae
Exons: 7
Coding region: 102-1253 (383 amino acids)
Source: RefSeq, a predicted model, not a curated record